This is a messenger RNA of Peromyscus maniculatus bairdii (prairie deer mouse), 987 nucleotides long. NCBI's taxonomy places the organism in Eukaryota, Metazoa, Chordata, Mammalia, Rodentia, Cricetidae. The record is from RefSeq and is a predicted model, not a curated record.
AUGGCACCUUGGGCAGCCUUGGUGCAGCGAAAAAUUAAAACUGAUAAUAAUAUCUUUCCUAUACUAGACAUGGAUGAAUGUGUGAAGUGUCCAUAUGGUCAGUAUGCCAACACAUAUCAAACCCACUGCCUCAAAAAAGUUGUGACCUUUCUGGCUUAUGAAGAUCCUUUGGGAAUAUCUCUAGUCUGCUUGGCUCUGUGCUUCUCUGCUCUCACAGCUGUUGUAUUCUGUGUCUUCUUGAAGCACCAAGACACUCCCAUUGUCAAGGCCAAUAACAGAGCUCUCAGCUAUGUCCUACUCAUCUCCCUCAUCUUUUGCUUUCUCUGUCCCUUGCUCUACAUCGGCCAUCCACAUACAAUCACCUGUAUAAUGCAGCAGACCACAUUUGCAAUUGUCUUCACUGUGGCCACCUCUACUGUCUUGGCAAAGACUAUUACUGUAGUAUUGGCAUUCAAAGUUACUGUUCCAGAUAAAAGAAUGAGGUCACUGCUGGUUUCAGGGGCACCUAACUUCAUCAUCCCCGUGUGCACUAUGAUUCAAAUGCUUCUCUGUGGAAUCUGGAUAGGAACUUCUCCUCCAUUUGUUGAUGCUGAUGUACACAUGGAACAUGGCCACAUCAUCAUUGUUUGCAACAAAGGUUCAGUGAUUUCCUUCUACUGUGUCCUGGGAUACUUGGGCUCCCUUGCUCUGGCAAGUUUCACUAUAGCUUUCCUGGCCAAAAAUCUGCCUGACACAUUCAAUGAAACUAAGUUCCUGACAUUCAGCAUGCUCGUGUUCUGCAGUGUUUGGGUCACCUUUCUAGCUGUCUACCAAAGCACCAAAGGCAAGGCUCUGGUGGCUGUGGAGGUCUUCUCUAUCUUAGCGUCAAGUGCAGGGCUAUUUCUUUGCAUUUUUGACCCAAAAUGCUACAUUAUUUUGUUAAGACCAAAGAUAAAUUCUUUUCACAAGUUCAGAGUCACAAAUGCUAAAGCUGAAUAUAUUCAUUAA